UUUGGCCCCACCAACAACUCAAGAGCGUGCUCGAUGUUGCGGUGGGUCAGCGGCAACAGUCGGCGCACGCUGUUGCGGUGCUCGUGCGCUCGAAACUUUAGCUCGUCCCUUGAAGAAGUGACGCCGAAAACGUUGGGCAAGAUCUUGGCAUCGCAGUUGGAUCAAAUCCCCGUUGAGCAAACGCGCAACUUCAGCAUCGUGGCCCACAUCGACCACGGCAAAUCUGUCGGCACACUGCUGCAAUGAUACAUGGACUUAUUGGCGUGCGUGUAGACACUUGCCGAUCGGUUGCUCGAACUCAGUGGGAACAUUACGUCCAAAGAACGCGAGUCCGCCCAACACUUGGACAACCUUCAAGUCGAGCGGGAACGAGGCAUCACGGUCAAGGCUCAGACAGCAUCCAUGCUCUACGAAGAUAAGUCGUCGAAUACGCGGUAUCUAUUGAACCUUGUCGACACGCCAGGCCACGUCGACUUCAGCUACGAAGUGAGCCGGUCGUUAAGUGCAUGCGAAGGAGUGUUGCUGCUCGUGGACGCGUCCCAGGGCAUCCAGUCCCAAACAUUGGCGACGUACCACGCCGCAAAAGAAAAGGGAUUGCAGGUCGUCCCGGUCCUGACCAAGAUCGACAUGCCUCACGCCCAGCCGGAAGAGUGCAUGCUGAGUCUGUCUGCGCUGCUCGAUGUCGAUCCGGAAUCGGUACUCCUGACGUCGGCCAAGAGCGGGAUCGGCAUCACGGACGUGCUGCAAACAGUGGUGGACCGCUUGCCGCCGCCUGAGGCGAAUCGCAGUGCGCCGCUCAAGUGCCUCCUGGUCGACUCGUACUACGACGACUACCGAGGCAUUGUUUGUCUCGUCAAGGUGGUGGAUGGUCGGAUCUCUCCCGGUGACAAGAUUGUGAGUGCCGCGACCAAGACGAGCUACGACGUUCAAGAGACUGGGGUCCUCUUGCCCCAUCGAUCCCCGACGCCAGGACUCCAUGGUGGCCAAGUGGGCUACGUCAUUGCAGGCAUGAAGACGACGACGGAGGCCAAGAUCGGCGACACUUUUUUCCACCCGAGUAAACCCGUCGAGCCGCUGCCUGGCUUCCAGGAAGUGCGAAGCAUGGUGUUUGCGAGCAUGUACCCCACAGACGACUGCAACUUUGAUGACUUGCGCACGGCCAUGGGCAAACUAACGCUCAACGACGCGAGUGUGUCAACUCAAGUCGAAAACAGUGGCGCGCUUGGCAUGGGGUUCCGAUGUGGGUUCUUGGGCCUCCUUCACAUGGAGGUGUUUCACCAGCGGCUCGCGGACGAGCAGAACAUGCAAGUGCUAGUCACGGCUCCCAUGGUGCCGUACAAGAUUAUCGACGCCAAGGGAAAUGAAUCCAUUGUCGAGACGCCCGCCGACUUUCCCGAGUCGACCAAGUACUACCAAGUGGAAGAACCCAUGGUCGAAGCCUCGAUCCUGACGCCGUCCGACUAUGUCGGCGCCAUCCUCGUGCUCACAAACGACAAGCGCGGCGUCCAAACCAACAUGGUGUACCUCGAAGAUGGACGCGUCGCUCUGACUUUUCUCCUCCCGUGGCAAGAAGUCGUGACGGACUUUUACAACGAGCUCAAGACGAUCACGUCUGGUUACGCAUCGCUAAACUACCGCGAAGUGGAGCCCCAAAAGGCCGACAUCGUCAAAGUUGACGUUCUCAUCAAUGGCAAGGUCCUCGACGCGCUCUCCUUUGUGUGCCAUCGCUCAAAGGCCACCGCGGCCGGGCGAGCGCUUUGCCUCAAGCUCAAGAACGUGAUCGAUCGCCAACAAUAUGAGAUUUCGAUCCAGGCCACGCUGGGGGCCAAGGUGUUUGCCAAAGAGCGCAUUGCCCCAUUUCGAAAAGACGUGCUGAUCAAGUCGGGCAAAGCCGUGGGCGGUGGCGACAUCACGCGCAAACAAAAACUAUUGAAGAAGCAAAAGGAGGGGAAGAAGCGCAUGAAGACCGUCGGGAAUGUCCAGCUGUCCCAGAGCGCGUUCUGGUCUGUCAUGUCCAAGUAAUGGAUGCGCUUUCAAGUGUUUAUGGCUUGUCGUGCGUUUGAGCGUCAUCCAAGAUCCACUGGAGACCUUUGCCAACGUCGGCUACGACCGCGUCUGCUGGGUGCUCGACGUGGUUCCCCACCCCUUGGAACAUGCCCGUCUUGGUGAGCACAGACUUCCACACGUCCCCCGCGGCCUUUGCACCCUGCACAACAUCGGAUUCGUCAAAUUGUUGCAGCGCACACCAGCAAGACGUCUCUAGCAAGCUGAACAAGAUCGAUAGAGGUGGCACUGACCUUGAUAUCUGUGUACGGGUUGUCGCCCACCAUGUAGAUCGUAGCAAGCUCUUCCG
This is a messenger RNA of Aphanomyces invadans, 2353 nucleotides long. Its product is annotated as GTP-binding protein LepA, variant. Bases 403 to 2022 code for a protein of 539 amino acids. Gene Ontology annotation, cellular component: mitochondrion. Lineage: Eukaryota; Oomycota; Saprolegniomycetes; Saprolegniales; Verrucalvaceae. Gene Ontology annotation, molecular function: GTPase activity; mitochondrial ribosome binding; GTP binding. The record is from RefSeq and is a predicted model, not a curated record. The transcript is spliced from 14 exons. Gene Ontology annotation, biological process: positive regulation of translation.